AUGCAUAUUUUGGUGAAGGAAAGUGGUUUCUGUUUUCUGUCUCUUCAGACCCAUAAAGAGAAGCCCAUCCUCAACACCUUUGUGGUAUCGGCCAGCGUGACCAACGGCAGCUCCCCAAUCAAAGACCUUCCUGAAGACGUUACCAUCAUGCUGCACCAUUUACAGCCCAACAGAGAUGUCUCCAGGACUCAGCUGGACCCGGCUAACGAGCAGAUCCUGACCAUUAUCACCUAUGCUGGUUGUGGAGUCUCAUCUCUGUUCUUAGGAAUCACCCUUCUCACAUAUAUGGCCUUUGAAAAGCUUCGUAGAGAUUACCCCUCUCAGAUCCUCAUAAACCUCUCUUUGGCCCUGCUGGGGUUGAAUCUGGUCUUUCUGCUCAACUCCUGGUUGUCUUCCUGGGGUCUGUAUGGCCUCUGUGUGGCAGCAGCAUCCAUGCUGCACUACUUCCUCCUGGCAUCCUUCACCUGGAUGGGGUUAGAGGCCAUCAACAUGUAUUUUGCCCUUGUCAAAGUCUUCAACGUCUAUGUCCCCUCCUAUAUCCUCAAGUUCUGUGCUCUUGGAUGGGGGAUUCCUCUGGUAAUCUGCGUCACGGUUCUCAUUGUAAAUCGCGAUGCAUACGGCGGCCAACUCUACACAGAUGCUGAUUCAACUUUCAAGCCUUUGGACAACUCCGACACCUUCUGCUGGCUUCAGGAUGAUGUGACAUUCUUUGUGUCUGUGGUUGCCUACGCUGGGCUGAUUUGUCUCUUCAACAUUGGGGUUUUUGUCGUAGUACUGAUUCAGAUUCGCCGUAUGCGUUUCAACAGCCCAGCAGGGACCCGGAGAGGGCUUCUUCAGGACCUGAAGGGUGUAGCUAGCCUCACCUUUUUACUUGGACUAACGUGGACUGUAGGCUUCUUCACCUGGGGACCAGCAAGAGUAGUUCUGCUUUACCUGUUCUCUGGGUUGAACACAUUGCAAGGGCUUUUUGUCUUCCUGUUCCACUGUCUGUUAAAGGAGAACGUGAGGAAACAGUGGAGGGCCUAUCUCUGUUUUGGACGAUUUCGCCUUGACGAGAACUCUGAGUGGAGCAAUUCAGCAUCUGUUAGAGUCCUCGCAAAGCCAAAAGAAAAACGUUUAAGAGCAGCAGUACCAUCAGUUCGUUCUGUCAAUUCCAACUCCACAGAGAGCACGUCAGCUUCUUCUGACUCCAGCCAGAGAGACUCAUUCUGCAAGAGGCCAAACCUUGAUCUUUUUGUGAACAGCGUGGUUCUUCCUCGAGCUCAGACCGGAGCCACGGAUACACAAGCUCUGUCGUUCUACAAGGAGAUGAAUCUGACAUCUGGCUAAACGUCCAACCAUGAUAAUUUAACAAUACCAAUGUGCUGACCUCCACAUGUCCCAUUAUAUUAAAGCAGCUUAAUUUUUCUGCCUUUCAGCAGAAGGCUGACAGAUUUCUUAGUAAAAGCAAUGCACACAGCUUCAUCAGCUAAGUUUUCAACACACUUCUAUUGCUGGUUUUGUUUCCGGAAAAUAUUGUACCUGUACCUGUAAUUUUAACGAGUCGAGCAAAUGAACCAACACCAAGGAGGAGUUGGUUGCCAAGCAACUGGUGAGCGGUGCAAUGGUGACAAUAAAUUGAGGAACAUUUUGUGUAAAAGAAUAAAAUACCAAAUUUAACAUUACAGGUUCAGCUCUUUAUGAAUAUUGUUCAAUUUUGAUCAUUUUGUCACAUUUAUGUAAGAAAUAUUUAAGAUGUUUACAGCCUCUUUGUUCUAGAAAAUCUGGCAAUUUUUGUUUGAGCUGCUUGAUGGUUUUAGUCACUUCCUUGAAUGAAGCCCCCUUUGCCUGCUCACUUUCAUGAUUUCACAGCUUUAAGCCGUUUCUAGCUGCUAUCGCUGCCGAUAUAUUUAUCUAUAUGUUGCUAGUAUUUUGUGAUGUGUACAAGCAAAUCAGUAAUUAGUGAUAAAUCCAAUUAA
Messenger RNA from Cyprinodon tularosa, 1958 nucleotides. Its product is annotated as adhesion G-protein coupled receptor G2-like. Gene Ontology annotation, cellular component: membrane. Bases 1 to 1329 code for a protein of 442 amino acids. The transcript is spliced from 9 exons. Gene Ontology annotation, molecular function: G protein-coupled receptor activity. Gene Ontology annotation, biological process: adenylate cyclase-activating G protein-coupled receptor signaling pathway; cell surface receptor signaling pathway. The record is from RefSeq and is a predicted model, not a curated record. Lineage: Eukaryota; Metazoa; Chordata; Actinopteri; Cyprinodontiformes; Cyprinodontidae.